UUUCUGAGCCCAAAAUCAACAAAAUUCCUUCAUUCGUUGGGUCCAAAAAAUAGCGCAACCCAUAAACACACCCCCCUCUCCCAGGGUAGUGGUGCUGAGCAUUUUGCACAAUAAUCUGCAGGAAGCUAGAGAAAGGGCCAUGGAGGCCCUGCACUUCCUCCGCCUGGUUGCCAUGUCCGUUGCCCAAAAACCUCUCUUUUUGCGCUCUGCUGUAACCCCAUUAUCCACAAUUGGCAUUGCAAGGCCACCACUGUGUUGGCGCUCUGUAUCUUCUUCUCAAACUUUCGCUGCCAGAGCAGGGUGGUUUUUGGGUCUGGGAGCAGACAGCAAGAAGACCAAUUUACCUGACAUCGUCAAAGCCGGUGACCCUGUUCUGCACGAGCCUGCACAGGAAGUUGAUGCUAACGAGAUAGGGUCUGAGAGAGUGCAGAAGGUCAUUGAUGACAUGAUCCGGGUCAUGAGGAAGGCUCCUGGAGUUGGCUUAGCUGCUCCUCAAAUUGGAGUUCCUUUGAGGAUAAUUGUUUUGGAAGAUACCAAAGAGUAUGUUAGUUAUGUCCCAAAGGAAGAGGCUAAAGUUCAAGAUAGAAGAGCUUUUGAUCUUUUGGUGAUCCUAAAUCCCAAGCUAGAGAAGAAGGGCAAGAGGACUGCUCUAUUUUUUGAAGGGUGCUUGAGUGUUGAUGGAUUUAGAGCAGUGGUAGAACGACACCUUGAUGUUGAGGUUACAGGUUUGGAUCGUUAUGGUGCACCAAUCAAAAUAAAUGCUUACGGUUGGCAGGCUCGAAUUUUACAGCAUGAGUGUGAUCACUUGGAUGGAACUAUAUAUGUGGAUAAGAUGGUACCUAGAACUUUCAGAACUGUGGACAACCUGGACCUGCCUCUUGCCCAGGGGUGCCCCAAACUUGGUCCUUGCUGACCCUGCUUUUGAGGUUGCAACUGCCUCUAAUGCAUGCUUGUGAAAAUUUGACUUUUGCAGAUCCUAAAGUGGUGGCCAGAUUCUAUAUUUUAGACAUAGUCUCAAUUUGAAAAAAAUAAAUAAAUUUCCCUCAAAUUUCAUUGCCUGCAUUUUGCCUAGAGUAGCCAUUGCACUACGCUAGUCAUUAAUUCACUUCAUGCAAGUUUCAAUGUUGUAGCUUAUACUUUAAAAAUUCAGAGUUGUGGACUAUGGGAUCUGAAUAUGAAGAUGCCUACUGCCUAGCUUUUCUCCCCAUCGUAAUUUGUGCGUAUGACAAAAAUUUGGAUUUGUAUCCUUUUGUAAUUUGGAGCAUUCAGGUGGCUGUUUGGGCAUUAGAAAUUCAUGUAACUUCAUUUGUCAAGUCUAAUCCUUGAUUAUA
This is a messenger RNA of Cajanus cajan (pigeon pea), 1331 nucleotides long. RefSeq names its product peptide deformylase 1A, chloroplastic. NCBI's taxonomy places the organism in Eukaryota, Viridiplantae, Streptophyta, Magnoliopsida, Fabales, Fabaceae. Gene Ontology annotation, biological process: N-terminal protein amino acid modification; peptidyl-methionine modification. Gene Ontology annotation, molecular function: peptide deformylase activity. The record is from RefSeq and is a predicted model, not a curated record. Gene Ontology annotation, cellular component: mitochondrion; chloroplast.